Anneissia japonica is the source of this 3256-nucleotide messenger RNA. RefSeq names its product regulator of MON1-CCZ1 complex-like. Gene Ontology annotation, molecular function: protein binding. Gene Ontology annotation, biological process: regulation of autophagy. Lineage: Eukaryota; Metazoa; Echinodermata; Crinoidea; Comatulida; Comatulidae. Gene Ontology annotation, cellular component: Mon1-Ccz1 complex; lysosomal membrane; late endosome membrane. Bases 30 to 2075 code for a protein of 681 amino acids. The record is from RefSeq and is a predicted model, not a curated record. The transcript is spliced from 20 exons.
GCGCUAUAUAUUUAUUGACAAAAUAUUAAAUGAAAAUUUGGCCUUUUGGGAUAGGCCUAGAGGAUAGGCCUUUAGUUGUUAUUGUAUUUUUAAUAAUGGCAGAAGAGGAAAAUUUUUACAUUCAGCUGUCACCAAAACCAACACGGUUUGAACCUGUCACCAAAGUCUCCAACGUGUUUUUCGAUGAAGCUAAGCGCCAGGUAUUUGCUGUACGUUCUGGAGGAGCAACAGGUGUAGUGGUCAAGGGUCCAGAUGAAAAAACCAGCACAAGUUUUAGGAUGGAAGACAAAGGAACAGUGCUAUCAAUCAAGUUUUCUCCAGAUAUGAAUAUUCUGGCAGUUCAAAGAUCACACAGAACUGUGGAAUUUAUAAAUUUUGUUGAUUCCAAAGUUGAUAAUGUGGAGUAUUCUCAAAGUUGUAAGGGAAAGAAUACUCGUAUUAUUGGGUACAACUGGACGAAUGAUAAUGAGAUUGUGUUCAUCACAGACCAUGGAAUCGAACUCUACCAGGUUUAUCCGGAGAAGAAAAGUCUCAAGUCCCUGAAAAGUUUCAGUUUGUCUGUAAAUUGGUUUGUGUAUUUGUCUGAAAGUAGUUUGCUCCUUUUGUCAUCUGCACCCCUUGGCAACAUCUUCAACCCAUUUCUCUUUAAGCAAGGUGUAAAUAUUGUCAAGUUGCCUAAAUUUGAAGUGGAUCUUCCUGUCAUACCGAAGCCUCCUAAACUUUCCUUGUUAGAAAGAGAUGUCUCCAUUGGGAAUAUCUAUGGUAUUUUGUACAUCAUUGUGCUGAGACAUCAGCCGAGAGGACCAAGCAACAAAGGGGCAGAGGUUGUACUGUAUCAGCUUCAAAAGGAAUCACCAGCCAAGAAGACAGAUGUCCUUAGACUUGAUAUGAGUGGAAGAUUUGCUGUUAAUGUUGUUGAUAACCUAAUUGUUGUGCACCAUCAGGCAUCCAAGACGUCAUUAAUCUUUGAUAUCAAGCUACCGACACAAGAGAAUGACAACUACGUAAACUACCACUACCCAGUACUGGCCCCCCUUCCCAUUAAACCCUUCACACUACGUGUUGCUGGGGUUCCAACCGCUGCACUUCCUGAUGCUACCCAAGUGAACUGUGAACUUUAUUCUCCAAACUGGGUUGUGUUUCAGCCGAAUAUUAUCAUUGAUGCAAAGCUAGGAUGUCUGUGGCAUGUGUGUCUCAAACUGGAACCAUUAGUCACGAUGAUCCCAGACAAGUGUCGUUUGAUCGAUUUUCUUCUGCUGCGUACUGAAUGUAAAAGUGUAAUUUUGAGGGUUUGUAGACAAGCUCUUGUGCCUGGUCAACAAUGUAAUCUAGCAACCAUCGCUAGGAUGUUUGACAAGCUCAACCAUGUUUAUAGGAACUACUUAGAAAUUGAACAAAAUUCACAACAGGUUGCUGAUGCUGGUAUGUCACGCAGCGUUUAUAAGCGACCAGUCAGAAGCCAAGCUGUAAUAGAUCAGUCAGAAAUGUACACGCACGUCUUCUCAGUGUUUGAUGAUGUCAAGGAAAUAAAGUACAAGUUCAUAGUUGCUGUACUCGUGGAAUACAUGAGGUCAUUAAACCACCUGCAGAUACCUGUCCAGCAUUAUCUCUAUGAGCUUGUGAUCAACACCUUAGUUCAGAACAACUGCUUCUACCAGUUGCACCAGUUCCUGCAGUACCAUGUACUGAGUGAUUCCAAGCCUAUAGCUUGUUUACUGCUGUCACUAGAGGCUGUCUACCCUCCUGCCUACCAACUUGCUCUUGAUAUGCUUAAGAGGGUCACAACUGCAAAUGAAGAAAUCAUAGAAGUCUUACUAUCUAAAAAUCACCUUCUCCAAGCUCUGAGGUUUCUGCGAACUGUUGGUCUUGUUGAGGGCGCUUCAGCAAGGAAGUUCUUAGAAGCGGCUUUGAAUACAGGAGACAACAGCUUGUUCUACACAGUUUUCAAAUUCUUUGAACAACGAAACAUGAAGCUAAGAGGCAAUGCUAAGUUUAUGCCAGGAGAGCACUGUGAAAAAUAUGUAAAAAGAAUGGAAGCCAUAUAUGGAAUGAAGUCAAUCUCAGUAAGCAGCUGAUGCAACCAGGGGAUGACACAAGACUACUAUGAAUCUAUGAAGUUCUGAUAUUAUAGUCUGAAAGAUACUUGGCUUCUAUUGCAGGGACAUGUGUUCAAAUCAUACAUUGGCCAGCAUUUUAAAAACUCAUAAUCGUUUGCAUCAAGGCUUCAAAAAGAUCAGAUUUUUCUACUCAGCAAAAAACUCAAAGGCAUUGGCUCACUAAGGGCUGGUUUCUGCUGCCAAAAAAAUACCGUAUAUAUACGGUAUUUUUUUUUGCAGCAGAAACUGGGUUUAUACCGUAUUUUUCCCCACUAUUUUUGUGGAAUUAUUCCGGUAUUUUGCAACAGAUACCGUAUUUUUCAUACCCCAUUUCUGCUGCCUAUAAAAAUACCGUAUUUUUUAUGACCCCUGACUUGAGGUCAAGAGACAACAGAGCAUGACACUUGUUGUGUUUUGAUUUUUCUGUCAGCUUGUCGAAAUGAAUGAAACCAUGUUAAUCGAGAAGAAGGAAACUCACUACACAGGUCAAUUCAAACUUCCGUCUCAUGAAAGGCAUUUUGGGUAAUAAAGGGGACCGUUUGAACAAGACCAAGAAGUACUUUUAGCAGAAACGGCACACUGGGUAUAUUUAAUACCGUAUUUUUAGGAAAAGCAGCAGAAACAAACUCAAAAUGGCGGUUAUAAAGCACAAGGUUACAAGUCAAUUUAGCCCUUAACUUUCCAAGCCAUGUUGAAAGAAUUGGUUAUUAAGUAUCAUUGAACUAAGACUAUCAGAUCUUUACUGCUCAUACGUCACCAGAGAGACUUGGUUAUAGAGCACCUGAGACCUGUUCUAAAUGAUCAAAAUUACCUUGUAUGAUAAAAAAAGUAAAUAAUUAUUUAGAUUGUGCUCUAUAAUAUUGCAUUUUCGUUUAGGCAGUGGCUAUUGUUACUCCAGUCUUAAACCAGUUCUUAAUUCUGAUUAGACAUUAUUGUAUGUAUGCAUUGGAUUAGGAUAACAUCCAAUCAAAAUUAAGAAUUGUUUUAAAACUGGUGUAACCCGAACCAUUGCUAUCUAAUGCCAAUUUCAAUUGGAAUGUAUAGUAAAGUAAAGGUAUUGUUGAUAUUCUCCAAUUUUAUGUUUAAUAUUGUAAUUUAAUAAUUAUAAUUAUGGUUAUCAACAAAUUAUAUUAAAUAUAUGUUUAUUAUUUUAUACACUA